CCCGGUCAAGCACCUCUUUGGCUUCACGUUGUGGGAGCUUUCAUUGACUUUCAGCUUUCCUCCCAUUUCAACCACUUUUCUCGCACAUCGCCAGCAUCAUAUCAUUCAACUACUAGUAGACCUCUGACAACAUCCAUAGGGACAGUCCGUCCCUAGAUCAUUGAAGCAAGAUGGCGUCAACAGAAAAGAUCACGGUCUACAACGUAGCCGAUCUCCGAGCAACAACCGACGACGCCCUCGUCAACUACCUCAACAGUCUCGGCCUCGUGCAAUCCCACACUUUACUCGACACCCGUCUCGCCCUAGGCUUCUCGGCCUUCCUCCUCUCCGCCGCGUGUUUCGCGUGGGACUACAAGUUCGGCUUCGAAUCCACCAAGCAAUACACUUUGAUCGCCGUGAUCCUCUACACUUUACUCAAUGGCGCCCUGACGUACUGGAUCAUGUUCGUCGAGCGGGGAACCAUCUACGUCGGCUCGACCAAGGACGGCAAGACGCGGGUCAGAUUGAUUAGCGAUAGCAAGAAGCCCCAGCAAAAGGGGGAGGCGCCGUUGUAUAAGUUGAGGGUGGAUGUGGAAGACGUUAAAACGGGAAAGAAGGAGAAGAUUGAACUGGAGAGGAAGUUCAGCGAGUGGUUCGAUGCUAGUGGACGGUUUGUCGCUGCGCCGUUCCAGACGGUCUUGGCGCAGAGAAUUCCGUUGGUGGGGAAGUUGGAUCCCAAGAGGGCUGUUGUUGCUGCUGCUCCUUCUUCUGAACAGAAUGUCAUACGGGAACAGUUUGCGGAAACGCCAGGCUAUACGGCGGAGAUUCUGGAUGCUAUUGCUAGUGGCUUGGGGGAGAGCUCGACUACUACGGCGGCGACGACGGGGUCUAGUGCGAAUCAGGAUGCUGGGAAGAAGAGAAGGAAAUAGAGAUACUGUCGCUUUCAACCGUACCAUUUUGACGUGGCGCAUGGUUGUACUUAGGCAAGAAAGGGAAAGAGUGGUCGCCAAAUUUUGGCCAGCGUUGCUUUCACCUUCGUUAUAUCGGUUGCGUCGUCCGCGAAUAGUCUGAUAGCAUGGUAUCUUUACUUCAUAGCGAUUGUAUGUCGUGUUCUUGUUUUGUUUCCAGGCUGAAGUCGGACUAAUGACUGGACUAGACGGCCUUCGAGAAGCAGUCAAAACUUGUUAAUUGGGCGCGAGUCUGCUUGCUUCGGUACCCAUACGCUCAGCGGAGAGCUGUCUCGAUGAAAGAAUAGAACCAUUUUCCAUAUGAUCACC
Neurospora crassa OR74A is the source of this 1256-nucleotide messenger RNA. RefSeq lists its product as hypothetical. NCBI's taxonomy places the organism in Eukaryota, Fungi, Ascomycota, Sordariomycetes, Sordariales, Sordariaceae. The transcript has 2 exons. Gene Ontology annotation, cellular component: signal peptidase complex; membrane. Bases 171 to 908 code for a protein of 245 amino acids. The record is from RefSeq and is a predicted model, not a curated record. Gene Ontology annotation, biological process: protein targeting to ER.